UCGUCGUCGUCGUCGUCGUUUCAACAUUUGAAAAUCCGUACGAGCGUACGUUAGGCGGCCGCGAACUAGUCGAGCAGGAAGCGUGCACACGUUGGUGUGACACACGCGGUGACACACGNGUCGGCCGUUUGGGUACCGUUUGCAACAUUCCUAUCCGAGCUAUCCGUGGAACGAGUUAGAGGGGAGGAGGCGGAGGAGUAGUGUUCCGGUUAGCCGAACCGUCGAGCCAGCCAGCCGUCGAUGGAUAUGGCAGCCGCUGUUGUUGCUCCUCCACGGUUCCAACGUUGUCGGCGGCGUGCUACCUGUGAAUCGAGCGAACAGGUGUUGUCGCAAGGUGUUGCCCGGGCCGGGAUACGUGAUUCCUCGUGAUAUCAGGCGCACGGCUCGUCAAACUGUCUGCGGUAGUGGUGUGUGCCACUCGUGUUUAACUCGAUCGAUCGUGUGUGCGUGUGUGUGCGUGUGUGUGCGUGCGCGUGUGAGAAAGAGAGAGAGGGAGAGAGACGAUCGACACGAUUCCUCGCGUGCAUUCUUAGUGACCGAAAGUGUUUGACCGAAGUGAUACGCGCUGAGUUUAGGUGUAAUCGGGGUGGCCAAGAAGCGGAGAAGUAGGCCGCGGAGGAGAAAGGAGAGGAGAGGGAAUAUAAUACACGGUUGAAAUUGGUGCGAGGGAGAAGAAGAAGAAGAAGAAGGAGAAGGAGAAGGAGAAGGAGAAGGAGACAGAGUCGUGGGAUACGUGUUGAUCCGCGUCGAUCCGUGUUGGUCCAGAGAAUUAAGGAUGAAGAGCAGGAUGGUCGAUUGCGCGCGAUCCAUAUCCAGGUUUCGCGGCACCCUUCUUCUGCUUCUGACGCUGCUCGCGGAGGUCACGUAUUCGGCAGACCUCGCGAUCGAGAUACCAGGAAACUUGAGCCAGGGAGGUUCUUGGUACCGUUUGGACUACAGCCCUGCAGUCGGUUAUCCACCGCCCAACACCACCAUAGCCGCCAUCGACAUAGGUGACGUGAUAAAAUUCAAGGACGGCCUGCCAGGAACCAAAUACGAAUUUUGGUUGUACUAUAGCAACAGUAGCCUCCACGAUUGGCUAACAUGGACCGCGUCCAUAACUACGGCCCCGGAUCCUCCCUCGAACCUCACCGUCUCGGUGAGAAAUGGGAAGACGGCGAUAGUCUACUGGGCGCCGCCUGCCCAGGGCAAUUAUUCCGGGUUCCGGUUAAGGGUGCAAAGUUUCAGCGACACGGGGAAUCCGAAGACAAGCGUCAUACCGGCGGACGCGGUCCCAUACGUGCUCCGCGACCUCAUACCAGGGGCCACGUACUCCCUCCAACUGUUCACCGUGUUGGACACCAAGGAGAGCGUCGCGUACACGAGCAGGAAUUUCACCACCAAGCCGAACACACCGGGCAAGUUCAUCGUAUGGUUCAGAAACGAGACGACCUUAUUGGUCCUGUGGCAGCCUCCCUAUCCUGCCGGGAUUUACACUCAUUAUAAAGUUAGUAUAGAUCCCGCAGAUGCCAUAGAAUCCGUUCUUUACGUCGAGAAGGAGGGGGAACCCCCCGGGCCUGCACAGGCCGCNNNCAAAGGACUCGUUCCUGGCAGAGCUUACAAUAUUUCGGUUCAAACGGUGUCGGAGGACGAGACUUCGACCCCGACCACGGCUCAGUAUCGAACGGUGCCGUUGCGACCCCUCAACGUCACCUUCGACAAGCCCUCGAUAACGUCCACUUCGUUCCGCGUCUUCUGGAAUCCGCCCGAGGGAACGUCCGAAUUCGACAAGUAUCAGAUAUCAUUGGGGGGCAACAAAAGGCUCGCCCCCGUCACGAGGAACAGGGACGACGAGAGCAAGUGGGAGUUCAAGGACCUGGAGCCGGGGAAAACUUAUCAGGUCGUGGUGAAGACCGUCUCGGGCAAGGUUACCAGUUGGCCGGCUAACGGGGACGUUACUUUGAAACCGUUGCCGGUGCGCGAUCUUAGCGCGGUGAUCGACGAGAAAACAGGGAUGGUGGAAGUUUCCUGGCACCCGGAGAACUCGAGUACCCAGGACAGUUACAAGCUUCAGUAUCACGAAGUGGAAACUACGAUCGGCGGUGAUAGCAACAUGUUGACAACUGAUAAGACCAAGGUCACGUUGGAAGCUUUACUGCCAGGCAGGAAUUACUCGAUAAUCGUGCAGGCGAUUAGCAACAAGGUGGAAUCGAACGAGACCGUGCUGUACCAAGUGACACGGCCCUCGAGCCCGAUAAUCGAAGAUCUGAAGCCGACCGAGAUGGGGCUGAACAUCUCGUGGAAGAGCGACGUUAACUCGAGGCAAGAGAAAUUCGAGGUGACGCACAACAGGAACGACACCGGGGAGAGCGCGACCACCUUAACCACGGAAUCCCACAUAGUUCUCGAGGACCUCUACCCCGGGGCGGCUUACGAGGUCAAAGUUUUCGCCAUUAGCCACGGGCUCAGGAGCGAACCUCACGAUUAUUUUCAAGCUGUUCUGCCCCAUCCGCCAAAGAAUUUAACCAUCGAGAAAGUGACGACUGGGAACACUGUGGUGGUCCGUUGGGAGGCGCCUACGGAUUCCUUGUAUUCCGAGUUUUCGAUACGAUAUCGGACAGAGGACGACCCUAGAUGGGUGAAGUUGCCCAGUGUUCGCGAGACGGAGGCCGAGGUGGCGGAUAUGACGCCGGGGGAGAAGUACACGAUCCAAGUGAACACCGUCAGUUACGGGGUGGAAAGUCUCUACCCCCUUCAAGUGAAUCACACAGUUCGAUCGAACCCGGUGCUCAACAUCACCCCUAUCGUGGACUCGACGAACGUGACCCUGGAAUGGCCCAGGCCCGAGGGUAGGAUCGAAACGUACGUGAUAAGAUGGUGGCCAGUGGACAAUCCCGAGGACGUGCGCACGAAAAAUGUGACGGAGAGCAACGACGUGGCGGGUGGCCUCUACGAAGAGAGCUCGGUGCAAAGGGUGUUGGUCAGCGACCUGAUGCCCGGUGUUCAAUACUCCUUCGUUAUAUGCACCAUCUCCUAUAACUUGGUCAGUGAGAUCACCAAUCUGACUACGAGGACAAUGCCGCUGAUCCAAUCGGAAGUGGUUGUGGUGGUCGAUCAGGAUCAGCCUGACUCGUUGACCUUGAGAUACACACGGACCCCGGUUCAAUCCUCCAAGUUCGAUCUGUAUCGGUUCCGGAUCAGCGACUCGAGGAACACGACGAAACAGAAGAUGGUGGACGACGUGGACACCAAAGUGACCUUCACCGGCCUCACGCCCGGUAAACUGUACAACGUUACCGUAUGGACCGUCAGCGAUAACGUGGAGAGCAGGCCACUGCUCAGGCAGGAUCGACUUUAUCCCGAACCGGUCACAUCCAUCGAAGCCAUGGACAUCAACGACACGAGGAUCACGCUUACGUGGGACAUACCGCGUGGACAGUACGACGCGUUCGAGGUUCAAUACAUAAACACGGAGGGGAAUUACAUUCAGAACAUCACCACCGUGAACUCGAUAACGAUCUCCGAUUUGAAACCGCAUAGAAAUUAUACUUUCACAUUGGUGGUCCGUUCCGGGACCGCAUCCUCUUAUCUGAGAAUAUCGAAUCCUCUGAGCGCGAGUUUCACCACAAGCGAGUCCUAUCCCGGAAAGGUGGAGAAGUUCCAUCCCACGGAUAUUCAACCGAGCGACAUUAGCUUCGAGUGGUCGCUCCCCAGCCAAGAGCAGAACGGCAUAAUAAUAAAAUACACCAUCACCUACGGUUUGGACGGCUCGAACCACACUCAGAUGCAGGAUUUCAAGCCGAACGAAUACCGCGGCGUGAUCAAGUCUCUGAUACCUGGAAAGACGUACAUGUUCAGGAUCCAAGCGCAGACGAGGAUAGGGUUCGGGCCUGAGGCGGCGUGGAAGCAGAAGAUGCCGAUCCUCGCUCCUCCUAAACCGCCCACGCAGGUGGUGCCGACCGAGGUGUGCAGGAGCAGCACAACGAUACAGAUACGGUUCAGGAAAAAUUACUUCAGCGAGCAGAACGGAGCCGUCACGUCCUACACGAUCAUCGUCGCCGAGGACGACAGCAAGAACGCGUCUGGCUUGGAGAUGCCCAGUUGGAGGGAUGUUCAGGCGUACAGUAUCUGGCCCCCGUAUCAGGUGAUGGAGCCUUACUAUCCUUUCAAAAACGGUUCCGUGGAGGAUUUCACGAUCGGGAGCGAGAAUUGCGACAACAAGAUCGGAUACUGCAACGGCCCGUUGAAAUCUGGAUCCACGUACAGAGUAAAAGUUCGCGCGUUCACCGCCCCGGACAAAUUCACGGACACGAGUUACAGUUUCCCGAUUCAAACAGGAUUGCUGCUGGCAGAUAAGGACAAUACGGCUAUCAUAGUUGGAGUCACGGUCCCGAUAGUACUUUUACUGGCUUUAUUGGGUAUCGGGUUAUUGGUCAGGCGGAGAAGAAGUCAGGGACGGAAGACAACCGAAACGAGGACCACCGACAAUUUGUCCCUACCGGACAGCGUGAUCGAUACCAGUCGGCCAAUCAAGAUAGAAGAUUUUUCUGAACAUUAUCGGACCAUGUCGGCCGAUUCCGAUUUCCGUUUCUCGGAGGAGUUCGAAGAGUUGAAACACGUCGGAAGGGAUCAACCUUGCACAGCCGCCGAUCUACCGUGCAACAGGCCGAAGAAUCGUUUCACGAAUAUUUUACCUUACGAUCACAGCAGAUUCAAAUUGCAACCCGUGGACGACGAGGAGGGUUCCGAUUACAUCAACGCCAAUUACGUCCCCGGGCACAAUUCUCCGAGAGAGUUCAUCGUCACCCAAGGUCCUUUGCACUCGACGCGUGACGAUUUCUGGAGAAUGGUCUGGGAAAGCAACAGCAGGGCGAUCGUAAUGCUGACCAGGUGUAUCGAGAAGGGAAGAGAGAAGUGUGACCAUUAUUGGCCAGUCGACACUCAUCCAGUCUAUUACGGUGACAUUUGUGUAACCAUAUUGAACGAGACGCAUUAUCCCGAUUGGAGCAUCACGGAGUUCAUGCUGUGCAGAGGUGACGCGAAAAGAGUGAUUCAACACUUCCAUUUCACAACGUGGCCGGAUUUUGGCGUUCCAAAUCCCCCUCAAACGUUGGCCAGAUUCGUUCGAGCGUUUAGGGAAAGGGUUAGGCCGGAUCAGAGGCCGAUCGUGGUCCAUUGCAGCGCGGGAGUCGGUCGUAGCGGUACGUUCAUCACGUUGGACAGAAUACUACAACAGAUCCUGGUGUCCAAGUACGUGGAUAUCUUUGGAAUAGUGUGGGCGAUGAGGAAGGAGCGCGUGUGGAUGGUCCAGACUGAGCAACAGUACAUUUGCAUACAUCAGUGUCUUUUGGCGGUGUUGGAGGGCCAGGACAUGACUGGCCCGCCGCGAGAGAUUCACGACAAUCAAGGAUUCGAAGGCAAGAAUCGAAGCUCGGUUGAAAAUACAAACAGUCCUGGCGAGGAUGAAAAGGAAAGGUGACCCUCGAACUGCGAUUCCGGCGUCGAUGACGACGAAGGAAUAGCGGAAUCAGGAAUGUGAUGUUCGAAUACCUCGAUUCAUUCAGGGAUCAACGAACACGAGGAUGCUUUAGAGAUAUUUUGAGAAGAGGUGCGGUGCACCGU
Apis dorsata (giant honeybee) is the source of this 5601-nucleotide messenger RNA. RefSeq names its product tyrosine-protein phosphatase 10D (gene Ptp10D). Gene Ontology annotation, biological process: protein dephosphorylation. Lineage: Eukaryota; Metazoa; Arthropoda; Insecta; Hymenoptera; Apidae. The record is from RefSeq and is a predicted model, not a curated record. Gene Ontology annotation, molecular function: protein binding; protein tyrosine phosphatase activity. The coding region runs from base 776 to 5458 and encodes 1560 amino acids. The transcript is spliced from 21 exons.